AUGGCAAAUUCCAAGUUCGAAUACGUCAAGGACUUUGAACAGUCCGAUCCGUUGCUCCCCAGUACCUGGAUUGUGGUCCGUAUUGACGGAAGAGGAUUUCACAAACUUUCAGAUCAUUAUGCUUUCCAAAAGCCUAAUGACCGUCGUGCGCUUGAUCUCAUGAAUGCGGCUGCAGUCGAGGUCAUGAAAGAUCUUCCGGAUCUAUGCAUUGCCUAUGGUGUCAGUGACGAGUUCAGCUUUGUCUUCUCCCCUAGCUGUCAACUCUUCGAGCGGCGAAGCGCAAAGCUGGUUACAACCAUUGUCUCGACUUUCACAGCAUACUAUAUCUAUCUGUGGUCCACAUAUUUCCCCUCUACCCCACUAGCGCCACCCUACCUCCCAUCCUUUGAUGGACGAGCGGUCAUUUACCCCAACGCACGUAUUCUUCGAGAUUACAUGAGCUGGAGGCAGGUCGAUUGCCAUAUCAAUAACCUUUACAAUACUACAUUCUGGACUAUGGUUCUGCAAGGUGGUAUGAGUAAUACCGAUGCCGAGCAAGAGCUCAAGGGCACCGUGUCUGGAGACAAGAAUGAGAUCCUUUUCAAGCGGUUUGGGAUCAAUUACAAUAACGAAGAGGAGAUGUACAAGAAAGGAAGUGUGCUCUACCGCCAGUAUGAGCUGGUGGAGCCCAAGGCUACUUCUAUCUCGACAGAUGAGGCUUCGAUUCCAGAAGCCAAGCAGUCAAGAUCCCAACAGGAUAAGCUGAAGAAGCUGCGUCGCAAGGCUCAGGUGGUAGUUGACCAUGUUGAUAUCAUCAAGGAUGAUUUCUGGGCGAGGCGGCCUUGGAUUUUGUCCGGGACCCCGGGCACGUUGCCGCAGAACUGA
This is a messenger RNA of Penicillium odoratum, 864 nucleotides long. RefSeq names its product tRNA guanylyltransferase. Gene Ontology annotation, biological process: tRNA modification. The record is from RefSeq and is a predicted model, not a curated record. The transcript is spliced from 8 exons. Bases 1 to 864 code for a protein of 287 amino acids. Lineage: Eukaryota; Fungi; Ascomycota; Eurotiomycetes; Eurotiales; Aspergillaceae. Gene Ontology annotation, molecular function: tRNA guanylyltransferase activity; magnesium ion binding.